This is a messenger RNA of Cadophora gregata, 2129 nucleotides long. RefSeq lists its product as uncharacterized. Gene Ontology annotation, biological process: transmembrane transport. Bases 279 to 2006 code for a protein of 575 amino acids. NCBI's taxonomy places the organism in Eukaryota, Fungi, Ascomycota, Leotiomycetes, Helotiales, Ploettnerulaceae. The record is from RefSeq and is a predicted model, not a curated record. The transcript is spliced from 5 exons. Gene Ontology annotation, molecular function: transmembrane transporter activity.
UCGCCAAUCAGAAGCUUGUCUCGGUGACAAGGUCUACUUUAAAAUUCCCAAGGGACUUGCGAUUCCCCCUCGAGAACUAAAUCUCGGACUCUCUUGUGCAAUAUUCAAUCACAUGAUUGACCUGCUUUGCUUUAUUGACAAGCUGUGAUUGAAAUCUCCCUUAUAUCUUACAUUCAUAUCUGCAGUUGAGGGAACUACGUCACUUCAAGAGGAGUUUCAUUAACAACCUUUUAAUUUAAUUCUCCGCCUCUGCAAAUUAUAUAUUUUCUUUCUUCAACAUGGCAGACGAAAUCAAGCUCUCGGAUCAACAACCCCAGACCCCGGGAGUCAGAAAUGUGGACUCGAUUACUCAAGUACCUAUUGAGACUUGCCCAGAUACCACGCGAAAUAUUAUUUCGACUGCAAAGCCUGAUGAUGAAGAAGUCAUAGCCAGCGUACCUGAAGAAGUCGAAUACCCUACUGGGAUACGCUUCGCGAUACUCACAGUAUCACUCAUGCUCAUGGUAUUCAUGGUCGCUCUCGACACAACUAUAAUGUCAACCGCCAUCCCGGCAAUCACAACCCAGUUCCACUCCAUCCCCGACAUUGGAUGUUACAGCGGGGCUUACCUCCUGCCCGUCAUGGCGCUGCAGCCCUCGUUUGGCAAGAUCUACACGUUCUUCUCGAUCAAAUACGUUAUGCUUUGUGCUCUCCUUCUGUUCGAGACAGGAUCCCUCGUUUCUGCUCUGUCGCCAAAUUCCCCUGUGUUCAUACUUGGGAGGGUGGUGAGUGGGAUUGGGGGUGCAGGGAUUUUUGGAGGCGGAAUGAUCUUGAUCCAGCUCGCCGUCCCGCUGCGUCGUAUAGCUCUCUACUUGUCCGUCAUGUCAAGUAUGUAUGGCGCGGCGGGACUUACAGGACCACCUGUGGGAGGUGUCUUCACAAGCAGUGCACGAUUAACAUGGCGUUUCUGCUUCUACAUCAAUCUCCCGUUUGGUGGGAUUUCGGUUCUCCUGAUGCUCUUUGCUUUCCGCGAGCCGAAGAGAGAGAAAAUGAAGCUCAGUGUUGAGGAGAAGUUCAAGAAGAUGGAUGUGAUAGGCACGACACUGUUUAUCUCAAGUAUGGUCUGCCUAUUUCUCGCGCUUCAAUGGGGCGGGAACAGUAUUCCCUGGUCGAACUCGACGGCUUGGGGUCUGAUGCUUGGGUUUGGUCUUCUGCUCAUCGCCUUUGUCGUGCUUCAGUUUCAUCUUCACGAAAACGCAACGAUUCCACCCCGUGUCUUCUCCGAUCGAAGCGUCGUUCUCGCUCAAUUGAUAGCAAUUUUACUUUCUAUCGGGACUAACACCCAUACUUUCUACCUGGCAUUCUACUUCCAAUCAGCUAAAGGUCUGUCUGCGUCAGCAUCGGGUAUCCGAUCGCUACCAUAUCUGCUCUCUGUCACGUUCACGGAACUCUUUGUCGGUGCAGGUGUAAGCUGGACAGGUUGGUACAACCCAUUCAUGAUUGUUGGAACGGCUAUAUAUGUGAUAGGCUGUGGUUUGUUGUGUACACUUCAAGUCGAUACUGGUGCAGGACAUAUCAUUGGAUAUCAGAUACUGGCCGGCAUCGGAUUUGGUAGUACACUAGCAUUGUGUGCGACGGUUGUGAGGGUCAAUGUUAGGGAUGAACAUAUCCCUGUUGCGGGAGCACUCGCUUCUUUCGCUCCAUCUUUUGGAGGUACAUUGGCUGCUAGUAUUGGACAGAACGUCUUUCGGAGAUCUUUGGUGGACAAGUUGUUGCAAUCUGUCUCUCCCGAGUUGACAGCACAGAUUGUGGACGCUGGUGCGAGAGGUGGCGUCGAUGUGGUGGCUGAUUAUCAGAAGGGCUUGGUGCUGGACGCAUAUAAUCAUGCUGUGAAGAAGACGUUCUUGGUGAGUGCUAUUGUUUCGGGGGUAGCGUUUGUAUGUACGCUAGGGUUAAGGUGGAAGAAGAUCAAGAAGAAGGCUCCUGUGGCCCAGAGUGUUGAUGCUCCUCAAAGUAGAGCAAUUUGACUGCCUGGGAUGAGGGGGACGUAUGAUCCUCCGACUGCCAGAUGCAAAGCUAGGAUAUAAGAAAGAAGAGAGGUUAUAUGUAACGGCUGAGAGCGAAAUUCGCGAGAUAGGAUGGUUAUAAUA